Fonsecaea monophora is the source of this 1350-nucleotide messenger RNA. RefSeq lists its product as hypothetical. NCBI's taxonomy places the organism in Eukaryota, Fungi, Ascomycota, Eurotiomycetes, Chaetothyriales, Herpotrichiellaceae. The coding region runs from base 1 to 1350 and encodes 449 amino acids. The record is from RefSeq and is a predicted model, not a curated record. The transcript has 3 exons.
AUGAGCAAUCCCACCGCCGGCGAAACCCCGUCGAACAUGACCGACCACACAGCGGUCCAGCAGGGAGCGAUCACCCAGAAUGAAGUGAGCCAGGAGGGAGUGAUCACCGAGGAUGAAGUGAACGAGCAGGAAGCGAUCAUCGAUAUUGAAGUGAACGAGGAGGGAGUGAUCAUCGAGACUGAAGUGAACGAGCAGGGAGUGAUCACCCGGAAUGAAGUGAACGAGCAGGAAGCGAUCAUCAAUAUUGAAGUGAACGAGGGAGUGAUCACCCAGAAUGAAGUGAACGAGCAGGGAGUCACGCAGGUUGCUGGUGACCAGACAGCCCAAGAAGCACCAUUGGAGUCGGUGGAUGACAACUUUGCAGCCUACAGUAAUGCGAUUGGCGAAAUCAAUUCGCACAUUCUGUCCAAGGAGCUGGUAGCUGCACGCGAAAAGCUGUUGACAUUCACGGACCGGUUGAUCAACUACACUGAUGUUGGAACUGAGCGGGCGGUAGACACCAUGGAUCGGGAAGCCCAGGGAAUGUCGAAGAAGGCCGAGCGGGCGGUAGACACCAUGGAUCGGGAAGCCCAGGGAAUGUCGAAGAAGGCCGAGUAUCUGUGGAGCCAACUCAACUACUCCUGGCUGACCCUUCUCAAUGGUCAAAACGAUCUGAUGAGUGACGCUAUGGCCUGCAUGCUAAUCGGGCUGUGGACAGGCCGAGAGCUAUUCUCGCCACAACAUCACGCUGUUACCAAGAAGGUGUCGGAGGCGUUGGGUCGGAAACUGGUCAGCCUUGGCCCAAGGGUGUCGAGCGAAGGCGUCUCGCCGCCCUCGCCCCUAGCCAUACUUCUUUUCGGAUCCGAGACCUCGACGCACCCUCUGCAACGCCGGUGCAGACUGUUGGGGGAGACUCUGCUCGCUCUUUCUGGCCCAUCGAUGGGGGGAAAAGUCGACGAGACGAUGGCGAAAGAGACGGCGCAGGUGCUAGAGACUCUCUUCGAUAGGGCGGAAUCAAAGUUCAUGGGGUCGGAGGGUCUCAAGAUCUUUGAUCUGGGAAUGGACGGUGUGAAAGAGCUCCACAGUGAGUUCGUCUGGCUCAACGAUCUGGCGCGUGGGUUCAGGCAGUAUUUCUCUCCCCCCCGUCCGGACGUCAGGGCCGAGAAUAUACUUUCUGUCGAGAAUCUGGAGGAGAUGGUGAGCAUUGUCCUCAAACACAGCGACAAGUGGGAGCCAAAAUCACAGGUCAAUCACGAAAGGAGUAUAUGGGAGAGAGACAUCAUUGAGCAGAUCGAGAAAUGCGUGGCUCAUCCCUACCAUGAAAUGGUUGGCCAGUCUCCAAUGGAAAGUACAAGCACCGCCGCACAAUAG